AUGUCAGAAAAGAAGAAAGAAGGAACUGAAACAAAUGUUGAAACUGAGGCGUUGACUGACUCGUCGACCAGGCCAAUAUUAGAUGAAAAAGAACAAAUUCCUGAAAGCGAUUCCAAAGUUUUGAAAGAUGCUACUGCAAACACCUCAAGUGAUGAACUUAUAACGCUGCAAGAUAUUAUGGAGGCUCAAGAGCGACUUGAAGAAGAGGCAGAAGAUUUAUUAGGCGGUGAAAGUGGGAACGUUUGUACUUAUCCGCAGGGGUAUAAACCGCGACAACCUCUCUAUUCGUGCAGGGAUUGUACUAAGAGUGGUUUUCAAGCAGGAAUUUGUUACGGUUGCAGUAUUAAUUGUCACGAUGGGCACGAUCUUGUGGAACUGUAUACUAAACGUAAUUUCUGCUGUGACUGCGGUAAUUCAAAAUUCAAGAACCCCUGCAAGCUUUACGAGGAAAAAAAACCGUUGAAUGAACGAAACGAGUACAACCAGAACUUCAAUGGACUUUACUGUACGUGCAGCCAGCCGUACACUGGCGAAGAAGAUAUGUUCCAGUGCUGCAUUUGUGAAGAUUGGUUUCAUCUCGAGCACUUAUCAGUCGGCUCCGUUCCACAAAGCGUUGAUGAUGUUGAAGAAAUUAUUUGUGGGUCAUGUGCAGAUCGCCUGCAUUUUCUUCGUGUUUAUACUGACGAAAUCUACAAGAAAGAAAGCGUUGUUGAAGGGGAAUGCGCUUUGAAGAGGCUUUCUAAUGUUGCACCGAAAACUUCUGUUGGCGCACUUUAUUUCCGUUCUUAUCGUUGGCGAGAACGGCUAUGUAAAUGCAGGAGUUGUUUGAACUUGUACGAGGAUACUGAUGUGCCUUUCAUCACUGACGUAUCAGACUGUGUAGAGGAAUUUGUUUUGAACAACAGGAAGUCUGCGGAGCCAAAGCUUUUGGACGGAAGUCAAGAUAGUAAAGUUGACAGGAUGGUGGUAGAAACCGUUGGUCGAGAAACCGCAAUUACACUGUUUGCAGGCUUCGAAGAAAUGAAACAAAAAGUGGUGGCCGCUAUGAAAAAAGCUGCAGAUGAGGGUAGAGAAGUGCGAAAGGAAGACAUUAAUGCAGCGUUCGCUGAGCUGGAGUCGGCUCGAAAACGACGCCGCAUUGCCGAAUUACCAACUGAGGGUGUAGUAGAAUGA
Messenger RNA from Enterobius vermicularis (human pinworm), 1173 nucleotides. The record is from the annotation of a GenBank genome assembly. NCBI's taxonomy places the organism in Eukaryota, Metazoa, Nematoda, Chromadorea, Rhabditida, Oxyuridae.